Paramuricea clavata is the source of this 813-nucleotide messenger RNA. The record is from the annotation of a GenBank genome assembly. Lineage: Eukaryota; Metazoa; Cnidaria; Anthozoa; Malacalcyonacea; Plexauridae.
AUGGCGACUGCAAAUUCGGAAUCAUUGUCAAACUCAAAUACGGAGUUUUUCUUAGACGAAGAAGCUGAAAGCGAGCUUACACUUUCCGUCCGACAUUCUAAUCGUGUUGAAUAUUGCAAUAUCUCUGCCAAUAUUACAGCAAGGAGUUUGACAUCGUUUCUCCAAACGCUUUUGCAAGUGUACAAGCCGCCUGCAAAUGAGAACUGUAUUUUAACUUUGUCAGUGGAAGCAGCAUUCAAUGAGAGUAAGUCUGCCCUCGUAGAAGAGUUUCUACAGAACAUAUUGUAUUUGUUUGAAGUUUGUUUUAGCCAGGCAGGAGCAGAAAAACACUCUCAGAAAUAUGCAAUAAGCUUAGAAAAGGCAUUCGCUAAAAAACGACGUUCUAGUUUUCACCAUUGUGCAAUUAAAUGGUCAUGGGAGAGAUUAUUUACUAAUACAGCAAGUCAGAGUAGUGAAUAUAAUCAAGCUUCAGAACAGUUGCUGCAGCAAAUUCUUCAGUACUUUUGGUCUUCAAGUAGUAAUAGUUGUAUUACUGUUGAAAGUCCUGAAGAGGAAGGUGAGGAAAGUACUGAAGAUCCUGCUGCUUGUGAUGAGAGUGAUUUCGACAACAUCAAAGAUCAUGCUGGUUGGGUAGUUAAACGAGCUAGGGAGACAUUAAUGAAGGGAGAUAAUAAAAUACCGGCAAAGGAAAGUGUCACAGAGUCGACCCUUGUCUAUGGAGAUAAAGCUGGGGCAUUGGAAAUAAUUUCUGCCUUGGGGAAAGAUGUUAAGCAAGCAGAUGGAAAAUUUAGAUUUAUUGUUCAUGAACAUGUU